Messenger RNA from Peniophora sp. CBMAI 1063, 933 nucleotides. The record is from the annotation of a GenBank genome assembly. NCBI's taxonomy places the organism in Eukaryota, Fungi, Basidiomycota, Agaricomycetes, Russulales, Peniophoraceae.
AUGACCGUCACGACCGCCCUUCCUGAGUGCUGGGGUCACCGCGGCGCAUCUGCCGCGUAUCCCGAGAAUACGCUCGCCAGCUUUGAAGCCGCCAUGCGCGACGGUUCCGAGGGCAUCGAGAGUGACGUCCAUGUCUCGCUCGACGACGUUGUUAUCAUGUUCCACGACCCGAAUCUUGAACGUACCACCGACGGCAAAGGUGUUAUCCGCGAACGUGUUUGGUUCGGUGAGGACGGCAUGGAGAAAGUUCGCACCUUGAAGGAACCGCGUCAAGCGAUACCGACCUUCGCGCAAACAGUCGACUUGCUGAUGAAGCCCGAGAAUCUCCACAUCAAGUUCAACGUUGAUGUCAAGGUCUUCAACGACCCGACGCGCCUCUUCACGCUACUCCAUAAGACCAUAUCCUCACAUGAGGGUUGGGAGGAGAAGCUGGCACCUCGCAUCUUGCUUGGUCUCUGGCAUCCGAAGUUUGUCGUUCCCGCCCAGGAGAUACUGCCGUACUGCAGGCGCUCGCACAUCGGUGCAAGCUCUGAGAUCGCAAACAAGUACUUCUUCGACGGCGUCGAUGCAUUCUCAAUGUGGUUCCCCGCGCUGUGUACGCCGGAGGGCCAGCGCUUCGUCCGCCACGCCAAGGCCAAGGGCAAGCAGGUCAUGGUUUGGACGGUCAACGACAAGUCGGAGAUGAUGGAGGCUGCACGCAUGGGCGUUGACGCCAUCUUGACGGAUGUGCCCAAGGUGUGGCUGAAACUUCGCGAGGAGUUGCAGUCUGACUACCUCUCCACGGAUCGCGCGCAUUCACGCCUGUUCUUGUGGUCUUCGCUGCGGUACUAUUCGGCUUACCAGACCGCGAUGAUGUGGGCGAUGGAGCGCAAGCUACAGUCUGUUGCUGGCACCUUCGAUGUUCCCAGCGGCGCGUCGGUGAAGGUUGCAUAG